AAUAACACGUGACGUCAAAAGCAUCGGAUUAGAGAAAGAAGAAGAAGAAGAAGAAGCCGAUUCUAGGAAAAAUCCGAUACUCUUUGGACAGUCUAUGGCCACCGAUCUCUACGGCGAUCUCUUUCCGGUUAUCACUUCGUCACUACACAUUUGCUUCUUCCGUUUUCGUAUCGGAUCGAAUACUAUUCAUCUUUCUUCGAAUCGGGUUUCUUUGAACCUUUGAAGCUAUGGGUGAUGCAAUCGAUUUGAGUGGAGAUGGUGGCGUCUUGAAAAAGAUUGUAAGGAGUGCCAAACCUGAUGCUAUUUCACCCUCUGAUGAUCUUCCUGUUGUCGAUGUUCAUUAUGAGGGUAUCUUGGCUGAAGACGAAAAGGUUUUCGACACUACUCGCGAAGACAAUCUUGUUUUCUCCUUUGAGUUAGGAACAGGCAGUGUUAUCCGUUCUUGGGACAUUGCUCUUAAAACCAUGAAGGUUGGAGAAGUUGCAAAAAUUACAUGUAAGCCAGAAUAUGCUUACGGAAGAGCCGGGUCUCCUCCCGACAUCCCACCUGAUGCAACUUUGAUUUUCGAGGUGGAAUUGGUUGCUUGUAGACCGAGGAAAGGUGCUAGUGUUGGAAGUGUUUCUGAAGAGAGAGCCAGGCUAGAAGAUCUGAAGAAGCAGAGAGAGAUUGCUGCAGCUGCGAAAGAGGAUGAUAAGAAAAAGAGAGAAGAAGCAAAAGCUGCUGCAGCUGCUAGGAUUCAAGCUAAGCUAGACGCUAAGAAAGGUCCAGGCAAAGGAAAAGGCAAAGGCAAAGCUAAAUAAGUCGAAUGCAAAAGACCUGUCACUACUAUUUCAUGAUGAAUCUAAAUCAAACUUUUGGAAAGGGAGAGUCAUCAGUUACAUCAUAUUGAGUUAUUGACCAUUACAUGAUUUGUUUGGGGUUUAAUUCGCACGCACAUUAAUAACAUAAACAAGUGUUCGAAACCAAACUUUUCAAACCAUGUCGGAAGCAUCAUCAUCAAUCUCAUCUUGUUCUUGC
Arabidopsis thaliana (thale cress) is the source of this 1017-nucleotide messenger RNA. RefSeq names its product FKBP-like peptidyl-prolyl cis-trans isomerase family protein. The record is from RefSeq and is marked reviewed. Bases 228 to 800 code for a protein of 190 amino acids. Gene Ontology annotation, molecular function: peptidyl-prolyl cis-trans isomerase activity. The transcript has 6 exons. NCBI's taxonomy places the organism in Eukaryota, Viridiplantae, Streptophyta, Magnoliopsida, Brassicales, Brassicaceae.